CAUUCAGAUGUGCGGAAUGUCGUUGUCUGAGGCAGAUGACCAAUAAGCAUGCUUGAUCACGCUUUCAUCUAAAACGACGUGUACCCAGAGCUCAGCUUGAUCAUCUUGCUGUCUGGUGCUUCCUCCCUGAACAAUCAAUGAUUUUUUGCACCUGAAGAGACAACAGAUUUUUUCCAGAAGUAAGGACGAUCUUCUGCAGUUCGAUGUGAUUUCCAGACGAUGUAGCUGAAACUCUCCUGAACAUGUAGAGGCUAUGGAACAGCGCUGUUGGCAAGCUAACCUUGUCACACAUACAAGGGACCUCUGAAAGGUCAGGGACAUCACAUGGCUGCCACGGAGGGCACUGGUGUCCAGCCUAGAGCUUCCACCUCAACAUCACCAGGCACAAAUGUCAUCGUCUCAUCUGGGAGCGUCCAGCAGGAUGCCUUCGACAGUGACGACUUUGAUGCCGUGGCAUACAUCAAUGAGAUGUUCCCAACAGAAAAUAGCCUUGGUGGCUUGGACCCCCUCAUCGGCAACUUGAAGCAGAAGAUCAGGAAAGUGGACCAGGAGAUCCUUGUAGCUGUGCGCCAGCAGAGCAGCUCUGGCAGCCGCGCAAGGCAGGAUCUAACGGCGGCGAAGGCGGCGAUCGAGGAGCUGUUUGGCAAGAUCGGGGAAAUUCGGCGCAAGGCGGAGGCCAGCGAGGUGAUGGUGCAGGAGAUUUGCAGGGACAUCCGCAAGCUGGACUUUGCCAAGACCCACCUCACUCACACCAUCACCGCCCUGCGCCGACUGGCCAUGCUCGUCAACGCAGUGGAUCAGCUGCAGCGGGCAGUGGAGAGGGGCGAGUACGCGGAAGCUGCGCGGCUGCUGGAAGCCGUCCAGCAGCUGGCCGCCCACUUCGCCUCCUUUGGCUCCGUUCCCAAGGUGGCGGAGCUGAGUGGGCGCGUAAGCGCGCUGCAGAUGAGCCUGCAGCUGUCGGCGAUGCGCGAGUUUGAGCUGCUGGGCACGGGCGAAGACAAGCCCAACCCGCUGCUGCUCGAGCGCCUGCGCGCCUGCUGCCUCGUCAUCGACGUCCUUGGGUUCAAGGCGCGGGAGGAGUUGAUAGAGAGCGUGUGCCACAAGGAGGUCGGCGUCUACCAGCAGAUUUUCAGCACCACCGGCGAAACAGCGCAGAUCGAGCGCACAGAGCGGCGGUACGGCUGGCUGCGGCGGCGGCUACGGGCCAAGGCGGAGAUCUGGGCAAUAUUCCCCGAGUCCUGGCGCCUGCCGCAGCGCAUGUGCCUGCAGUUUGCGCAGGUCACCCGCGCACACCUCGCAGAAAUCCUUGACAACAAGGCGGCAGAGCUGUCGAACAGUGUGGAGGCGCUGCUGGUUGCGGUAAAGGCGACCAACGAUUUCGAGCAGGAGAUGGCCAAACGCUUCGGCGGCGGCGGCAGCGGCGACUCAGUUGCAGACGAGGACGAGGAGCGGAGUGAGGGCUACGAGGGGGACGAUCACAGCCCGGCCAGCCGGGUGCGCCAGCGCUACGAGCGCAUGUUCAAGGAGCGCGAAGCCGGCGGGGGCGGAGGGGAUGCCUCGUCCGAGGACGAGGCCGCCCGGGCCGCGGCCGCCGCGCGCGACGCCGCCAACGCCGGCGCCCGCACCGCCUUCCACGGCGCCAUCUCUUCGGUCUUCACCAAGCAUUUGAGGGUGUACAUAGAGGCGGAGGAGAAGGGGCUGCGCGAGACGCUGGAGGCGCUGAUCCGUGAGGAGAGCUGGAAGCCGAUGGAGGACGCGGCGCAGACCAACGUGCUGCGCUCUGCUAGCGAGCUGUUUGGCGUGAUCAAGAAGUCGCUGCACCGGUGCGCGCGCUUCGUCAGCCGCGGGGAACCCAUGCUGCAUCUCAUGGGCGCCUUCCAGAGACUACUGCGCAUGCAGGCGGGUGCAGGCACGCAGGACUGGUACAUAAAGCUGAAUGACGAGGAUGUUGUGGUGGUGUGCACAAUCAUAGCCACGGCCGAGUACUGCAUCGAGGUCGUCGGCGCGCUCGGCCGCUCCGUCGCCAAAACCAUCGACCCGCCCUUCGGCAACAAGGUGAGCGUGGCGGAGGAGGAGGAUGAGUUCCAGCUGGUGGUCACGGCCUGCCUCUCCGUCCUCAUCCUAGGCUGCGAAACCAAGCUCGACGCCGCCCUGCUCACCAUGACGCGCAUGCCCUGGGCCUCCCUUGAAGCGGUGGGAGACCAGAGUGAUUUUGUUACGAUGUUCAGCCGCGUCUUAGCCGAGACGGCGCCGCGCGUGGGCCCGGCUCUGAGCGCGCUGCACUUCCGCUACUUCUGUGACAAGCUCGCUGUCUCCUUCUGCCCGCGCUUCAUCGAGUACAUCUUCAGGUGCCGGAAGGUGAGCGAAGCUGGCAGCCAGCAGCUGCUUCUAGACACCCAAGCCAUCAAGGCCCUGCUCCUUGACUUCCCCUCCGCAGGUCAAUUCUCUGCGGUGCAUGCAAGCUUCUCGGGGCACGUGGCGCGCGAAAUGGGCAAGGCGGAGGCGCUGCUCAAAGUCAUCGGCAGCCGCCCAGAGAAUCUGGUUGACAACUUCUUCACCCUCAUGCCCUCCGGAUCCCCAGCAGACUUCCAGCGCAUCCUUGAGCUCAAGGUGGCACGUUUACCUGCUCAAAUGCUCCAGUGUUGCCAAAAAAUGCCUUGCAAUCAAUUGCCUAUCGGGUAG
Molecule: messenger RNA, 2682 nt
Organism: Coccomyxa subellipsoidea C-169
Lineage: Eukaryota; Viridiplantae; Chlorophyta; Trebouxiophyceae; Coccomyxaceae
Exons: 16
Coding region: 325-2682 (785 amino acids)
Biological process (GO): retrograde transport, endosome to Golgi
Cellular component (GO): GARP complex
Source: RefSeq, a predicted model, not a curated record